This is a messenger RNA of Camponotus floridanus (Florida carpenter ant), 1779 nucleotides long. Its product is annotated as homeobox protein MSH-D. The record is from RefSeq and is a predicted model, not a curated record. Bases 832 to 1698 code for a protein of 288 amino acids. Gene Ontology annotation, cellular component: nucleus. Lineage: Eukaryota; Metazoa; Arthropoda; Insecta; Hymenoptera; Formicidae. Gene Ontology annotation, biological process: regulation of transcription by RNA polymerase II; cell differentiation. The transcript is spliced from 5 exons. Gene Ontology annotation, molecular function: RNA polymerase II cis-regulatory region sequence-specific DNA binding; DNA-binding transcription factor activity, RNA polymerase II-specific.
UCUAAAUUUUUAUAGGUAUAGAUAAUCAGAAUCUCUCUCUAUGAUAACUUUAUUAAAUCAUUAGCUUCAUAACUGAAUCAAUUUCGCAUCUGUUCCCUAUCAUGAUUAUUAAACGGCGUUCCGUGGCAGUGACAGAAAUUUAUGGUCACCUCAUUACCACCGUUUAGUGGUAGCGUCUCGCACUACGAGAUCAUUAAAAGCUCCUUCCAGAGAUGCAUAUGCUUGCCAAGAUCCGCCCAGAAGUUCAUACGAUUGGUUGAUCUCAUGAUGAUGUUGAGAGCACGUGGCUUCAAGAUACCGCCUCGAAGAACGAAGAAUUUGACUUGAGUGCCAAAAAAAUAUUGUUGGACACCGUGAGUAACCCCGACAAAACAGUCGAUGGUUUCGGCUCUAAUCUCUUGAACAGAUCAGGGGGUACCGAUGUAACCAGCCUUAUUCGUUCAAUUAUGCUGAUUCGUUCAAUUAUCAAUGGUACUCUUUUUUCAUAUUUAAUUUUUAAUUCAAGUGCAGUGUAUUAUACAUAUAGUAUAAAUAUAAAUGCUACAGUGAGAUAUUAAAAUCUUGUGAUCACACUUUAGUGAAGUUUUAUCGUUUAUUAAUUGAUCUUUGGAGUAUCGAUCAGUGUAAACUGAUCUUUCUUUUAAACGUGAUGAAUGAGAAGAGAUCGAAGAUUGACAUGAAAGAAAUUAAAAGUACAUAUAAUCUUUGAAGAAUUAAUAACAAUUAAAGAAAGAAUCCAAUGUACGCGGGUAUUCAUUUGAGAGUAUCAUCGAUUUUUUUUAUAAAUGUGAUUAAAUAUUUUAAGCAUUGUUUUAACGAAACGAAUUCAAGAUGUCCGAUGAACAGCUUAAAAAAUCUGAAUCGUCGAAGAAAGCAAAUGAUUCUGCGGAAAAUUCGAGGAUAUGUUCUUUUAGUAUCGAGAGAUUAUUAGCACCAAGCAAGAAAAAUGAAGAAGAGAAUAAGUUUGCAGAAAUCGAUUUGUCACUACUUUGCCAGGAAAGUAAUGAAUCGGAGACGAGAAUGCUUGUUGCACCCGAUUCAUCCAUGUCAAUGGCGGAAGAAAUUGAGCUUGACGAUACCGACAUGGUGUGCUCGACAUCUCCCGAGCCAGAGAUGUAUUAUGAAGCGUGCACCAGCAGUAGUGGUGCGAAUUCGACCACGGACAGAGAUACUCAAGAAAAGACCGCCGCCGCUAUUAGUGACGACGAAAGGAAGAAAAGGCCACGCACGGCAUUCACCGCUGCACAAAUUAAAUCUUUGGAGGCGGAAUUUGAAAGGAACAAGUACUUGAGCGUGGCAAAGCGGCUGCAACUGAGCAAAAACUUGAAGCUUACGGAAACGCAAAUAAAGAUAUGGUUUCAAAAUAGACGGACCAAAUGGAAAAGAAAGUACACUAAUGAUGUUGAAUUAUUGGCUCAACAAUAUUACUCGAGUCUAGGAAUUCCAGCGCCACGACCUAUUUUCGUUGGUGAUCGCUUAUGGUUCUUCAAUUAUCCGGGGCAACCACAACCGGGAGUAUCAUUGAUUCCACAACAUUUAACACCGUUACCUUUACCUCCUGCGUUACCCAUUGUUCAACCAUUGCCUAGCAAUUUGUCAGUGAGACAACAAACGUCUAUUUUUCAUAAUAUACCGACUAAUCAUCUUGCGCACAAUCUUAUUCAAAGAUUGGACUUCAGGCAUCAGCACGAUCCUUAGUUUCAGGUAAAUAAAUUGUCAGUGAUAGAUAAUAUAAAAUGUUAACAAUUAAAUCAUUUAACAUGCAAUAUGAUAUUAAAU